AUGGGGAACCUCACGGUGUCCGAACUCCACAAAGCCCUCCCGAGGGGCAACUACUUGGACUGGCUCGUGGUGGAUGAUGUACUCCACCACAUCCUCGUUGACGCAAAACACCUCACAAAACCGAUCAGGCACCUCCGCGUCCGUAUGCAACUCGAAGACCACCUCAUUGACCGCCUCCCACAACCUCCGCUCUUUAUCCACUCGGCCUACGACGCCAACAAAGUCAACUGCAUGCUCUACCUCUUCCGACGCGCUGCCGCAAGCGCCGCCUGGUCCUGCCCGCCAACGCCGCCGCGGGGGGAGCUCGGCACCUUCACUAAGCUGCUCGCGAACGUGAUCAGCAGACAUUUUGUGGAGAUCAACGUGCGGCGCCCCGGGAAGCCGGAAACCCGCCACCAGUCCAAUUGGCGGUAUUAUUAUACGGACGAUGGGGAAGGGGGAAAGGUGGUUUGCCGGCUGCCGCAGGGCAUGUACGGUGCGUUCGUGGAUGAGAUCAGAGACAAGAGGGUCUAUUAUCGUCGGGACAAAGAUGUGCUUCAGCCGCUGUGGCCGGAGGCGGAGAGCAUGAAUGUGGCGGUUCGGGGGUUGAGGGAGAAGGUCGGCAAUGUGGUGGAGGGGGAGGAGGCGUGGUUGCGGGCCUUGUUUGCGUUGAUGCAUCCGGGUACUGGGCCGCUCGGGGUAAGAACCCUGAUGGUGUUGAUGGUGUUAUCUACCCUGGACACGGGAAAUCCGGCUCUGAACGGCAGUGUAUGCAUGGGACUUCUCUUGGAGGAUGAAGCAUCUCGUGACCAAGAGUCUUCUCCUGGAACUCCAUCAAGAUCUCCCGAACUCGAUCGACAUUUUGAAGAUGAUUUACACUCGGAACCCGAAAUCCCACCAACACCGGUGCCAACGCGCGGAACCCGAGACCUACACGCCCGCGAACCGCAUCCCUCCACUAACAAACCAACUCAUGGCCGCAUAUUCAUCCCACCAUGGACGAUACCUCAGAUCCCACCACCACCGCAACCACAGCCGACAAUAACCCCUGCCCUGGGCGACCGCGACCCGCCGCCCGCCAAACCGUCUAGCUCUCGUUCCACCUGA
This is a messenger RNA of Aspergillus aculeatus ATCC 16872, 1086 nucleotides long. RefSeq lists its product as uncharacterized. The transcript is spliced from 3 exons. The coding region runs from base 1 to 1086 and encodes 361 amino acids. NCBI's taxonomy places the organism in Eukaryota, Fungi, Ascomycota, Eurotiomycetes, Eurotiales, Aspergillaceae. The record is from RefSeq and is a predicted model, not a curated record.